Molecule: messenger RNA, 1422 nt
Organism: Somion occarium
Lineage: Eukaryota; Fungi; Basidiomycota; Agaricomycetes; Polyporales; Cerrenaceae
Source: the annotation of a GenBank genome assembly
AAGUGCGAUGCCAUAUUGAAAUUCAAGAGCGCAUUCGCUCACCACAAACAUCCGCAAAUACCACUUUCUGAAUACCAAUGUCCACUCCUUAUGUACCCCCAAUAGCCCUAGCAGGCUCUACACCAGAACAACAAGCAGCAGCGUUUGCUUCCGAUGAACGUAUUCACUUUGAUAGGACCUCUGGAACAUGGAAAUUUGAGGAUGAUGAUGGCCACGAGUUAGAGUACGAUGUGACAAAAGGGGCAUGGAUACCUCUGGUCGAUGAGGACCUUGUGAAAGCCCAACAAGCCGCGUACAGCAUUGCCGGUGUAGACGAAGAGACACCUGCAGCACCCGUCCUCAAGCGCGAAAGUAAAAAACGUAAGGCACCGGAGGACUACACUUCUAGCACACUAGGGAUAGAUACCGCACCACCUGCAAACAAACGAGGCAAGAAGGGCGGCGCAAAUGACAAACAACAUGAACGCAAGUCCAAGAACACUGCUGUCUAUGUGACUGGUCUUCCCCUAGACACAGAACAUGAUGAACUUGUCGAACGGUUUAGCAAGUGUGGACUGAUCGAAGAAGAUGACCAGGGUGAGCCGAAAGUCAAGAUGUAUGCAAGAGAGGAUGGGACGUUCAGUGGGGAAGCGUUGGUGGUGUACUUUAAGGAGGAGAGUGUGAUGUUGGCCCUGAAUAUCCUGGAUGAUGCGGAAUUGAGGUUGGGUGAUCCUUCGACAAAAAUGAGCGUGCAGAAAGCAGCGUUUGGACACAAGCACGAGGCAGGGGCUCAGGAAGGUAAUUCUGAAGCGAAACUCAGAAAAGUAGUGGAUAAGAAGAAGGCGACCAAGAGAAUUGGGAAGAUGCAGAAGAAACUUGGAGAAUGGGAUGACGAUGACGGUUUCGGUCCUGCCAUCACUGAAGAGGAUAAACUACCAGUCUCAAACAAGAACAGUCGUGUAGUAGUGCUCAAGCACAUGUUCACGCUGGACGCUCUUGAAAAGGAUGCGUCAUUACUUCUUGACCUCAAAGAAGACGUCCGUGACGAGGCCUCAACUCUAGGAGAAGUCACGAAUGUAUCCCUAUACGACAAAGAGCCCGAUGGUGUAAUGACUGUCAAGUUUCGAGAUCCUUUGAGUGCACAAGCAUGCGUACUAAAGAUGAAUGGUCGGUUUUUCGACGGUCGUCGGGUUGAAGCUUCAUUAUAUGCGGGCAAACAGCGAUUCAGACGAAGCGGUGUUAGCGAAGAGGUUGAGGGAGAAGGCGAUGAAGCAGAGAAGAAACGAUUGGAUGACUUCGCUCAGUGGCUUAUGCACGAAGGAGAUUGAAUGUAGUCGCUUAUCUUGAGUGCUCAUCUGGGUAUCACUUGCUUUUAUGAUCAUCGGGAAACUGCUGUGUGUAUACAGCACUCCAUUCUAUUGUACACUCUGUACAUGUCAUAAC